AAAACCUCCCGUAACAUCGGAGGUGGAGAUCUUAGGUGUGUUGUGGUGUGCGAUGAGUGUGUAGUUCAAAGUAGAGUUUUCCUUCAACACUUUUAAUCAGGUGCCAUUAAAGGAAGGAUCAUGAACAAGUUAUUCGCGCCGCUGCUUCAGCUUUCGUUGCUGGGACUCGUUUACACCUGGAAUGAUGACAGUGUGCUACUGAGGGAUGUCCAGGUGUUGACCCUUUACAAAGGUCAAUUCACCCGAGCCAGGCGUUCCCAGCCCAUCCCUCAGCUUCAGUGCGUUGGUGGCUCCGCAGGCUGCCACACAUUUGUCCCAGAGGUGGUCCAGUGUCAGAACAAAGGCUGGGACGGUGUGGACGUGCAGUGGGAGUGUAAGACUGACCUGGACAACUCGUAUCGGUUUGGUCGCAUUGAAGUGAGCUGUGAAGGCUACAACCACCCCACUGAUGCCUACGUCCUGAAGGGCUCCUGUGGACUGGAGUACACACUGGAACUGACAGAGGAGGGACGGAGGAGGACACAGGGAAACAGCUGGGGCUUCGGUGGUGGCUUCAAGGGAUUUAAGGAUCUCGGGGGCUUUGCCUCAAAUUUCUUCAGCGGUUCCCCCAGAAACAACCAGCAGCAGCAGCAGCAGCAGAGCCAUCGGAGCUCGUUCCCGUCGCGCAGCGAGUACUCAGGAGACCUGCUGGUGGUUGCUUUUCUUCUGCUGUUAGCUUUCGGCGUCUACAAGCUCUUCCUCAGUGGGAACACAACUCAGUGGGGACAGGGCGGUGAACACGCUGGCUACCCCAGAGACUUUCAGCACGGUGCCUCCGCAGGGCCUCCCCCUCCAGGAUUCAAACCCGACUUCACAGGUCACACUGGUGCCAACCCAGGUUAUGGGUUCAACAGUGACUACACACAUGGGCAACACUUCCCCAGGGGUGGACUUAAUGCUGGCAGGGGCGGCGGCGGCGGCGGUGGUUUCUGGACCGGCUUAGGGACAGGCGGGAUGCUGGGAUAUCUGUUUGGUCGACAGAGAAACCAAGGGCACAACUACAACUACUCCACCUACACUGACUACAGACCACCUCAACCUUUUCCUCCGACACAGUCUGCUUCCUCCUCCUCCCCCUCUUCCUCUGGGACACGCACUGCUUCAGGUUUUGGAGGAACCAAGAGAAGAUAAGGAGUGCGGUGGACGUAGCGGUGAACCGACCUACUCUUCGGGCGUGCAGAGUGCAAAACUAGCACGGAGGAGGACGUCUUUCGUAUUUUUUAUAACAGUUUGUAAUGGUUUAAUUUAGGUUGUCCGAUAUCAAACUUUUGCCGAUAUAGUCCGAUUCCGAUAUCAACCAAUACCGAUAUAUGUAGCCAUUUGGGUUAAAGCAGUGGUUCUCAAUAAUUUUGUCAUGCCCCCCCCUCCACUCUCUGACCCACUCCCCGGCGAAUUGAAAUACUUUUG
This is a messenger RNA of Cynoglossus semilaevis (tongue sole), 1446 nucleotides long. It is a transcript of the gene saraf, whose product is annotated as store-operated calcium entry-associated regulatory factor. Gene Ontology annotation, cellular component: endoplasmic reticulum membrane. Lineage: Eukaryota; Metazoa; Chordata; Actinopteri; Pleuronectiformes; Cynoglossidae. The record is from RefSeq and is a predicted model, not a curated record. The transcript has 7 exons. Bases 121 to 1170 code for a protein of 349 amino acids. Gene Ontology annotation, biological process: regulation of store-operated calcium entry.